GAGAGUGUGUGCUGGCGGGAGGAGGAGAGUCCGGUGUGUGUGCAGGGUGCGGCUCCACAGUGCGACAAUACACCCCAAAUAUCACCUCACUGUCACCCCGGGACACCCCUCUACCCAGGACUUCUCCCCCUUCUUCUAUACUCCACACUGACCCCCCAGGUCUUCUCUCCACCACCAUAACCUUUCUAUUCUUUAUUCGCCCCGCCCCCCGGAGGGAAGAGGCGAAGAAGGAGGUGGAGGGAGGAGGAGAGGAGAAGUUGUGUGUGGAAGUUGUCCGCUCUUUGUGUGCUCCGAGCCGGGAUCUGGGAUCUGUACAACCCGGAGGAGGAGAGGAGAUCGGUGGAUGUAUAGGGGGGUCUGCUGGGGAAGAGAAGAGGAAGACAUCUCCGCACACAGGAGAGGAGAGGAGGUCCUUGGCUCAGCACUUGGUUUGUCAACGGAUGUCUGAAUUUCAGGAAUAGAUUUUUGUUGUCAGGCUGACAAGCGGAGAAGCAGCCAGGAAAAAGGGACGUGUUAUCGGAAUGUUGGCUUUGCAAGCUCAGGGAGGAAACAGCAGGGAGCAAAAAACUGUGAGUGCCUGAAAAUGACUACGAAGAGGAACCUGUUUGUGCGGCUAGUGCCGUGCCGGUGUUUGCGGGGAGAGGAAGAAACUGUGACCUCGCUUGACUACUCUCACUGCAGCCUGGAACAGGUGCCGAAAGAGAUUUUCACAUUCGAGAAAACCUUGGAGGAGCUUUAUUUGGAUGCCAACCAGAUUGAAGAACUUCCCAAGCAACUAUUCAACUGCCAGUCUCUGAACAAGUUGAGUUUGCCAGACAAUGACCUAACAAUAUUGCCAGCAUCUAUAGCAAAUCUCAUUAAUCUCAGGGAACUAGAUGUCAGCAAGAAUGGAAUACAGGAGUUUCCAGAAAACAUUAAGAACUGUAAAGUUUUAACAAUCGUCGAAGCAAGCGUCAAUCCAAUUUCUAAACUUCCAGAUGGGUUUUCACAGCUGUUAAACUUGACUCAGUUAUACCUAAAUGAUGCUUUCCUUGACUUUUUGCCAGCUAAUUUUGGCAGGUUAACAAAACUUCAAAUUCUGGAGCUUCGGGAAAACCAGUUGAAAAUGUUACCAAAAACCAUGAAUAGGCUGACGCAGCUUGAGAGACUGGAUCUCGGAAGUAAUGAAUUCACAGAAGUGCCUGAAGUACUUGAACAACUAAGCGGCCUGAAGGAAUUCUGGAUGGAUGGCAAUAGACUAACAUAUAUCCCAGGGUUUCUUGGAAGUCUGAAGCAACUGACUUACUUGGACCUUUCAAAGAACAACAUAGAAAUGGUGGAAGAUGGCAUCGCUGGGUGUGAAAGUUUACAAGAUCUGCUACUGUCGAGCAAUGCCAUACAGCAAUUACCAGAGUCUAUUGGUGCACUGAAGAAGUUGACCACUCUGAAAGUGGAUGAAAACCAGCUCAUGUAUUUACCAGACUCUAUUGGAGGGCUUGUUUCCUUAGAAGAGCUGGAUUGCAGUUUCAAUGAAGUUGAAGCAUUACCUUCCUCUAUAGGGCAGUUUUCUCAGAUACGAACGUUUGCUGCUGAUCACAACUUUCUGAUACAUCUUCCCCCAGAGAUUGGGGCCUGGAAAAACACCACUGUGUUGUUCUUGCAUUCAAACAAAUUGGAGUCCCUCCCAGAGGAAAUGGCCGAUAUGCAGAAACUCAAGGUCAUUAAUCUGAGUGACAACAAGCUGAAGAAUUUGCCCUUUAGCUUCACAAGACUGCAGCAGCUCACUGCUAUGUGGUUGUCAGAUAAUCAGUCCAAGCCCCUUAUUCCACUGCAGAAGGAGACUGAUCCAGAUUCUCAGAAAACUGUUCUAACUAACUAUAUGUUCCCUCAACAACCACGAACAGAUGAUGUUAUCUUCUCCUCUGACAAUGAGAGUUUCAACCCCUCUUUGUGGGAAGAACAGCGGAAGCAGAGGGCUCAGGUUGCCUUUGAGUGUGACGAAGACAAGGAUGAGAGAGAAGUUCCAGCAAGGGAAGGAAACUUGAAGAGGUAUCCAACCCCAUACCCAGAUGAGUUGAAGAACAUGGUUAAAACGGUUCAGACUAUUGUACACCGGUUGAAAGAAGAAGAGAAGGGUGAGGGGGCCAACAAAGAGCCAAAGAAUGAAGUUCAACCUCUCCUGAAGGAAACAGCAGUGAAGACGCUGGAGUCUGCUCCAACUAAGCCUGAGGAUGAAGAAAAGGAAAGGCUCCUUGUCGGGAACUGCAUGCAGAAAGCAAGUGAUCCAGAAACUCAAAAAAGCAUUGAAAAUUCACAGCCGAAUAACCUUGUUAAAAAUGUCUGGAAUGCAAAAACUAUUGUCAACCAUGAUGAGACACUUGAGCAAGAAUCGGAAGAUUUGUCAUGUGAUGAAGAGAUGAAGAUGGCUGAAAUGCGGCCGCCGCUUAUAGAGACAUCCAUGAAUCAACCAAAAGUGGUGGCACUAAGCAACAAUAAGAAAGGAGCCUGGAAAGAUCACCCAAACAGGACUCCUACAAACUGUCAGUAUGAUAUUAAAGAUGCAGACUCUUUAUCGGAUGAAAUUACCCAAAACAGCAAUCAGAACAACAGUAAUUGUUCCUCACCAUCCCGUAUGUCAGACUCGGUCUCCCUGAACACAGUCAGCAGCCAUGAUACCUCCCUGUGCUCGCCAGAAAAGGAAUCCAGAAUUGCGACGAGCAUUAAAUUAAGACAAGAAGAUGAAAACUUCAACAACCUUUUGCAUAAUGGAGGAAAACUGAAUGCUGUUGGUGAGAGACAGAUCACUGAGAUCCCAUCACUGGACAGUGAAGAGAACUUGGUUCAAGAGAGAAGGGUCAAUAAUACCGACAAACCACACAACUUGAACCAAAUCAACAUAAACAAUAACCUUACAAAUGAUGAAAGCUUGCAUUCGGAUACUCCAAAGAGGCAGCAUAUCUCCCAGCAAUUGAGGUCUGGAGAGGCAUUUUUGAACAAUAAUGAGAAAAGGGAGGCUAAACCUCUCGAAAACAGGAAGCCCUACCCCAAUAUGUGUGCAAUGAAUAAGGUUAAUGGACACUCUGCAGAUGAGGAUAUGUCUCCAGAUAUGAGUGAGCCUGUCAGGAGCGCGUCAGAGGAUUCAGUGCCUUCAUUUGACAUGUGUGUUUCAAAGAGCACAGAUGAUUUGUCUCCACAGAUGGGAGAACCUGUGGGCCAUGUUGUGAAAUCUCACAGCAUAACCAAUAUUGAGAUGGGAGAGCUAAGGAUCUAUGACAUCCUGAGUGACAGCGGCUCUCCGCAAUCAUCGUAUGUUGGCAAGAUGGCUUUGGCAAGUGCUGAAGGACAGAAUAUUGUUAGGAGCAAGUCAGCAACUUUGCUGUAUGAUCAGCCAUUGCAGGUGUUCUCUGGUUCGUCUUCCUCAUCAGAUCUGGUAUCCACCGGAAAGAAAAAUGUGUUCAAAUUCGAUUCCAACCACAACCCUGAGGGGACAUACUCGAUGAGAGGACCUCCAGGUUCCCAAAUGUCUGCUGUGCCUCAGUAUAAUGUUCAGUACAGUAGCAGUAGUGCUGCAGCCAAAGACAAUUUGUGGAACCAGAAACAAAUGGCCUCAAUGGAUCAAGGAGCCUUACCUUCUCCACGCUUUCAUCUGUCCGACAGCGUAGAUAGCCCCAGUUACAUCAAACACUCUGCCAAUAUGAACUUUUCUAAUCAUAACAAUGUGAGGGCAAGUAACAUGUAUGGUGUGCACCAGAGGAUGGGACCAAGGCACGUGGAGGCAUGGGCAAUGUCCCAGAAUGAUCGGCUCCAUCAGGGACUAAGCCGUAACACUCUGCAAAGACAGGGCAGUGUCUCUUCUAACGCUUCUAUGUCCCUGGGCGAUGCAGGGCCCGCAAGGAGGGUUGUUGUACCUGAAGGGGACUACAUGACUUACAGGGACAUACAUUCAAUGGGCCGACCUUCACACUUGAUACCAGGCCCACAGAGACCACUCUCAGCCAGGACAUAUAGCAUUGAUGGUCCUAAUGUGCCCAGACCACAGAGUGCACGGCCUUCUGUUAACGAUAUUCCUGAGAGAACAAUGUCUGUCAGUGAUUUCAAUUACUCUCGGACUAGUCCCAAAAAACCAAAUGCUAGGGUUAGUUCUGAACACUCCUUACUGGACCCUCCAGGUAGGGGUAAGGUACCUCAUGACUGGAGAGAACAGGUCUUGCGGCACAUAGAGGCGAAGAAGAUUGAAAAGAGCAUGCUGUCACGGUCCUUUAAUUCCACUUACACUGCAUCUAGCAGCUCUGUGUAUGGCAGCUCUAGAGAUCUGCAUGGCAGUCAAGGCAGUGUUGCCUUGAAUGUUGCUGACAGAAGAGGUUCUGGUGUUCACAUACUUCGUCACCCGACCACUGGCAGCACUGGAGAACCUGCACAGGACGAUGUGUUUGGGCCUGGACAGCAAAAUUAUGCAACCUUGCUUCACAAGGAGAAUUCUACUGAUGGUGCAAAAAAGAUGCAUAUGAGCAAUGGACAGAUGUGCCCACCAUCAAGAGCUCAGAGCAACUAUAGCCAGCUCCAUCAUCAUUCUGCCCAGCCAUCAAUGGUACGGAUACGACUGAUAAAGGAUCCUGAACUGGGCUUUAGUAUAUCAGGAGGAGUUGGUGGGAGAGGAAAUCCCUUUAGACCUGGAGAUGAUGGAAUAUAUGUAACAAGAGUACAGCCUGAAGGACCAGCAUCUAAACUUUUACAGCCUGGAGACAAGAUAGUACAGGCAAAUGGGUACAGUUUUCUGAAUAUUGACCACGGACAGGCGGUGUCUUUGCUAAAGAAGUUUCAGGGUGCCGUAGAGCUGAUCGUUUUACGGGACGGAGCCGUGUAACAGAAAGGACAAUUAACUGAAAGCCAGCAAUGCGUCAAGAGACUAAUUAGUAUAUUUUUCUAUGUAUAUAAGAGAAAAGCAACUUAGAAAAAAAAAAACAUGCACUUGGAAUUUUGAUAAACAAGAAAACCUAUUUGUACAGAAAUGUAUUGUGAAAAUGUGUGGUUUAGGGGAGUAAACCACUGCAUAUAAAGCAGCUGGGUCCCAAAGGCCUUGCUGCUCCGGUGUGAAUGUUUGAGUAGUUUUGCCUACAAGAACAAACCUGUGUUGUUUUUGUACAGAAUGUAGGUUUAUUUUUGGACGACGUGUGUUACUAAACUCUGUAAGGUUAAAAAACAUGAGCCUAAAUUGUAGCUAGCAGGCGGAGGGGGGCACAACCGCCUCUACUGUAGCUAUAUGUAAUGUAGCUAUAUGUAUGCCUUUCUCUCUUCACACCUGGUAUCACUUUUGUUUUUAUUUUGUUUUAUACAUUUUAAAAUUUAAAACCACUUGUGUCAAAACAGACUGAAUCAUGAUGGCUUUGUUAUGUAUACUCACUGUUGUUGGGUGAUACAGCAAAGUGGCACUUUUUUUGGUUGGCUGGGUAAUGCAGCCUUCUGUCCUAUCUGGUAUCCAGGGCUGUAUCCGAUAUAAGUGGUCUUCAUUCAGAAUAUAGGGUCUCGUUAUUGGAAUUUUUUUUUUUUUAUUAUAGGCACCAGUGGCUUUUUUUUUUUAUUAUUAUUAAGAAGUGCUCUAUCAAGAAUCUAGCUCUUCGACAUGUUUGAAGCACAUUUUUUUAAAUUCUUUUUUCACACUUUUUUUAAUAGUAACAGACAUUAUUUUAUGGGACGUGUGUUUACAUAUUUUCUGAAUCUGUUCUCAUGUAAUUUAAGAGAUGCUUUUUGCUAGGCCUGGGAGGUACUACAAAAAUCCUGGCAGAUUAAGCCUAGGGCAAAGCAAUCUAUGUACAUGGUGCCUGAGAGCGUUCUAUUUUAAAUUUAUUUUUCCAAACUUAAUGACCGUAAUGAAUCCUUCUUUAAAUCCUCAGUUUUUUUUUUUUUUUCUGGAUUGCGUUCCUCCACUGUCCCAUACACUGAAGUGCCAAGUCUGUGAUGGUGGUAGCUAGCUACCAGCAGCUUGCAUGAUGGUUUGAGAAGCAAACCUGCCUGUGAUUUCAACCACCACACAAGCUGAUUUUACACCUGUAUCAUUUCUUUUAUCACAUGGGACAGAGUGGCCUCUUGCCUUGCUAAAUGUCAUAGUGAUUGGUGCUAGGUAACCAAAGUACGUGUGUUAAAAAAAAAAAAAAUGACAGAAGGAUUAAUGAGAAUAGCUGCAGGGUUUAGGAAUGGUCCCAUGGACCUGUUGGUUUUUACUUAGAGGCAGCGAUUGAAGGGCUCUUUCUACAGGGAACAUUGAAAUGUGAACUUCUACGAACUAGAGUCAUUAAAGGCUAUCUAUAACUAUAUACUGUUUUAGUGAUUUACCACGAGCUGCCUUUGUUCCUUGUUAAUGUAAAUAUGUUUUUUUUUUCUUAUUUUAUCUUUCACAAAGGAACAUCAUUCAUGUCUAUUUUUGUGUCUCUGGUGUAAAUGGGUGGGGAUUGCAGUGAUUCUUAAAGAAAUACAUGGUUCAUAAAGACCAGGGAUAAGUGCCAUAAAUGACCAAUAACUGUUUAUUUUAGGGCUGUUUUUUUUUUUUUUUUUUUUU
Rana temporaria (common frog) is the source of this 6532-nucleotide messenger RNA. It is a transcript of the gene ERBIN, whose product is annotated as erbb2 interacting protein. The record is from RefSeq and is a predicted model, not a curated record. Gene Ontology annotation, molecular function: protein binding. Gene Ontology annotation, cellular component: adherens junction; postsynaptic density; postsynaptic membrane. NCBI's taxonomy places the organism in Eukaryota, Metazoa, Chordata, Amphibia, Anura, Ranidae. Bases 584 to 4843 code for a protein of 1419 amino acids. Gene Ontology annotation, biological process: neurotransmitter receptor transport, endosome to postsynaptic membrane; neurotransmitter receptor transport postsynaptic membrane to endosome. The transcript is spliced from 29 exons.